Hippopotamus amphibius kiboko is the source of this 10660-nucleotide messenger RNA. It is a transcript of the gene MFSD8, whose product is annotated as major facilitator superfamily domain containing 8. Bases 32 to 1663 code for a protein of 543 amino acids. NCBI's taxonomy places the organism in Eukaryota, Metazoa, Chordata, Mammalia, Artiodactyla, Hippopotamidae. Gene Ontology annotation, biological process: transmembrane transport. The record is from RefSeq and is a predicted model, not a curated record. Gene Ontology annotation, molecular function: transmembrane transporter activity. The transcript has 14 exons. Gene Ontology annotation, cellular component: lysosomal membrane.
GUUCGCUUCAACCCGUGUGGGAGUUGUCACUAUGGCGAGCUUGCAGGUAGAGGCUGAGCAGGAGCCGCUCCUAGGAGACAGGACACCCGGAAGCAGAGAAUGGGAUAUUAUAGAAACUGAGGAGCAUUAUAGGAGCCGAUGGAGAUCUAUUAGGAUUCUGUAUGUUACUAUGUUUCUUAGCAGUGUAGGAUUUUCUAUUGUGAUAAUGUCAAUAUGGCCGUAUCUCCAAAAGAUUGAUCAGACUGCCAGUGCAAGUUUUUUGGGCUGGGUUAUUGCUUCCUUUAGCCUCGGCCAGAUGGUAGCUUCACCUAUAUUUGGUUUGUGGUCUAACUAUAGACCAAGGAAAGAACCUCUUAUCGUUUCCAUUUUCAUUUCGGUGGCAGCCAACUGCCUCUAUGCUUAUGUCCACGUUCCAGCUUCUCAUAAUAAAUACUACAUGUUGGUUGCUCGUGGAUUGGUGGGAUUUGGAGCAGGAAAUGUAGCUGUUAUUAGAUCGUAUAUUGCUGGUGCUACCUCUCUUCAGGAAAGAACAAGUUCCAUGGCAAACACAAGUGCAUGUCAAGCAUUAGGUUUUAUUCUAGGUCCAGAAACAAUUUUCUUGCCCCUGUUGAGAUGUCUGAUGCAGAUGGAUGAUUCCAUAUGUUACUUCCAAUUUUGUGUUUUUCAGACUUGUUUUGCACUCAUUGGAGAAAAGGGCGUGAUGUGGAAUACCAUUAAGCUGCAGAUAAACAUGUACACAGCACCAGUUUUACUUAGCGCCUUCCUGGGAAUUUUAAAUAUUAUUCUGAUCCUUACUAUAUUAAGAGAGCAUCGUGUGGAUGACUCAGGACGACAGUGUAAAAAUAUUAAUUUUGAAGAAGCAAGUACAGAUGAAGUUCAGUUCCCCCAAGGAAGUAUUGAUCAAGUUGCUGUUGUGGCCACCAAUGUUCUGUUUUUUGUGAUUCUAUUUAUCUUUGCCCUUUUUGAAACUAUUGUUACUCCGUUAACAAUGGAUAUGUAUGCCUGGACCAGAGAACAAGCUGUGUUAUAUAAUGGCAUAAUACUUGCUGCUGUUGGAGUGGAGGCAGUUAUUAUUUUCAUGGGGAUAAAAUCAGUUUCCAAAAAGAUUGGCGAGCGUGCUAUUCUCCUGGGAGGACUCACAAUUAUAUGGGUUGGCUUCUUUGUCUUGUUACCUUGGGGAAAUCAGUUUCCCAAAAUACAGUGGGAAGAUUUACAUAAUAAUUCAAUCCCUAAUACCACAUUUGGAGAAAUAAUCAUUACUCUUUGGAGGUCUCCAAGAGAAGAUCACAAUGAAGGACCAACUGGUUGCCCUGUUGAACAAACCUGGUGCCUCUACACCCCCAUGAUCCAUCUCGCCCAGUUCCUCACAUCAGCUGUGCUAAUUGGAAUAGGCUAUCCAUCCUGCAACGUCAUGUCCUAUACGUUAUAUUCAAAAAUCCUGGGACCAAAACCUCAGGGUGUGUACAUGGGCUGGUUAACAGCGUCUGGAAGUGCAGCACGGAUUCUUGGGCCCGUGUUCAUCAGCCAAGUAUACACUGCCUGGGGUCCACGGUGGGCUUUCAGCCUUGUGUGUGGAAUGGUGGUGCUCAGCAUCGCACUGCUGGGUGCGGUUUACAGAAGACUCAUUGCUUUUUCUGUAAGGCAUGGAAGGAUUCAAGAGUAACCUCGCUAAGGCUGUGGUGGAAAGUACUUGCUGUGCGGAUCUUUCUCUUUUAAGGCUCUGCUAGGCAAUUGCUAACAGUUAGUUUCCUAAAGUCAGGUUGCAGAUAUUAUAUAUGCGCCAUAACAGGAACAUAUACAGAAUAAAAUAGGGAAUUCACUGUAUCAUUGUGAAUAGCAAUAGUUUCCUUAUCUCAAAAAAGAAAUAGUCUUCAUAUGACAUUUGUGUGGGGGGAGGGGCAGCAUGAAGUCAUGAGUGAAUAGACAGUGGUCUAUAAAUGUGAAGUUAUACUCUUAAGGCAAACUGCAGAGGCGUCAUCAAAAUAAAUGAGAGAAUAUCUGUGCAGUGAAAUCAUAAGGAGCAUUCUGUAUGAAUUACCUGUAAUAGAAUGCAAUUAUAGAAAUUAUUUACCUAAAUAGAGGUACUUUUAUUCAAAGGUAUCUCCUUUUUAUUUAUUAAAAAAUGCAUUUUCUGUUAUUAUCAAGUUUUCCUUAUGAAAUAAAAUCAUGACUUAAAUUUUACACUUAACCAUGCCUGCCAUCCUCCCUUAGCUUCUCUAAGUCAUGAUUUUUAAUACUAUGCUUUCCAUCUUAUUUUAGUUCAGGAUGUUACUAAGUAACCCCUAAGUUAACGGAUGUGUGUGAAUAAUGCUCAUAUUUGAGCAUUAAAGAGGAUUAAGAGAUUAAGUUGGAUUUUACUACCUGUAGUUGGAAUCAUUACUUCUUUCUUUCCGGUCCUAAUAAAUAAUUCACUUUAGAAACAUAAGCCAGAUAUCUGUUAUUGUAUGUAUAAACUGAAUAGCAAACUGUUAAAAUUAUUGGCACUUUCUAAUUCCCUUAAAUUCUAGAGAAAAACUAAUAUUUUAUUUUUUCUCUGUCAGUAGUGGUAGGGAAGACCCAAAGGUUUUCCAUCUGUGCCUGCGUAGCUACUCAGAACUGCAGAAUUUUAAUUUUGGAUAGGCCAUGACAGCCCCAGUAUAGUCAGGCUAAUAAAUAUUUGAGGUAAAAUGGCUUUAAUCUAACAGUUUACUGAGUUUACUAGAAGUUGGCUAAGUCACACUGUGUAUACAUGACUACCUCACAUAAGUUGAAUGCUGCUAAAAGGGACUAGUACAGAACUAUCUAUGUGGAUAAUCAGUAUUACCCCAAAAUGCAAAAAUAUUUCUAAAUAUUUUUCCAAAUGUUUCCUACUCAAAGUUAUAAAUAUUUUCAAAUCUGAGAGUAAACACUAUAAUGUGCACUUUAUAUUGUUUGCUGUACUUUUUUGGGGGGAGGGUGGCUUGAAUAAUAUGAAUUUAUUCCUCACAGUUCUGGAGGCUAGAAGUCUGAGAUCAAGGUGUCAGCAGGGUUGGUUUCUUCGGAGGCCUCUCUCCUUCGUCUGUGGGUGGUUAUCUUCUAUCUUUGUCUUUUGUUUGUUUUCUUCAGCUUUAUCGAGAUAUAAUUGGCAUAUAACAUUGUAUGAGUUUAAGGUAAACAACGUGUUGAUUUGAUACUUACAUAUUGUGAAAUGAUUACCACCAUAGCAUUAGCUAACACCUCUGUCAUGUCACAUUACCAUUCUUGUGGCGAGAACAUUUAAUAUCUACUCUCUUAGCAAAUUUUAAGUAUAUAAUAUAGUGUUAUUAACUAUAAUCACCAUGCUGUACAAUAGCUCCCUAGAACUUCUUUGUUUUAUAACAGGAAGUUUGUACUCUUUGACCAACAUCUCCCCAUUUCCUUCUUAGCCCCUGGCAACUAUCAUUCCAGUCUCUGCCUGUAAUAGUGUGGCUCUUUUAGAUUCCACGUAAAAGCCGUAUCAUAAAGUGUUUGUCCCUCUCUGUCUGACUUACUUCACUUAGCAUAAUGCCCUCAGGGUCCAUCCAUGCUGUCACGAAUGGCAGGAUCUCCUUUCUUAUGACUGAGUAACAUUCUCUCUCUCUUUCUCUCUCUCACACACACACACAAACACGCACACACGCACGCACGUGCACACACUUACAUCUUCCUUAUCCAUUCACCUGUUGAUAGAUACCUAGGUUGUCCGUCAUAUCUUGGCUGUUGUGAAUAAUGCUGCAGUGAACAUGAGAGUGCAGAUAUCUCUUUGAGAUCCUGCCUUCAUCUUCUUUGGAUAUAUAUCUAGAAGUGGAAUUGCUAGAUCACGUUAGUUCUAUUCUUAAUUUUUUAAGGAGCCUCGAUACUGUUUUCCAUAGUGGCUAUGCCAAUUUACAUUCUCAUCAAUGGUGCAUGAGGGUUCCCUUUCUCUACAUACUUGCAAACAGUUGUUACAUUUAUCUUUUUGAUAGCCAUUUUAACAGGUGUGAGGUGAUAUAUUUCCUUGUGGUUUUGAUUUGCAUUUCCCUGAGGAUUAGUGAUGUGGAGCACCUUUUCAUGUAUCUAUUGACUGCUUGUGUGUCUUCUUUGGAAAAAUGUCUAUUCAGAUCCUCUGUCCAUUUUUAAGUCAAAUUGUUUGUUCUUUUGCUUUUGAGGUUUGCAUACUCUUAAAUCCAACUUCUCCAGCUCUAAAGAAGGCUUAAGCUGACAGAAAUCAUCCUAUGAUUAAAUUUUAGAGAUUUUCAUUUUUCUCCACCCCCGUAGCAAGAUUCUGCUUCAUUUAGAUUUCUCAGGGCCAUAGCCAGGUUUCUGGCUCUUUGGUCAAGUCCUGUGAGCCUUCUUCUCUGAUAUUCUGCAGCUCCUUCCUCUGUCUUACAUUUUUUGGGUAACUUCUAAUCCUAAAGCAUAAAUGCCACUCUCGGUUUCGAUAGUAUGCAUGGUAGAAAUAACAACAGUAAUGGUAGUGAGGAAAAUGAUAAUGGCAACCUAUUUUAUAGAGUGCUUUCCAUAUUACAGGUAACGUGUAAUGCAGGGUUUAAUUCUCAUAGUCAUCUUACAGAGUGAAGAAACUGUUAUGGUUCCCAUUUUACAGAUGAAGGAACAGAGGCACAGAGAAAUUAAGGUACUUAUUUAUCUAAGUAACAGUCUGUCUUCAAAGUCUACAUUCUUAACUAGUGUGUUUUUCAUAGUGAUGAAAAUAGCCCAUAAAGUUGCAGUUAAUUAACUGCUAAUUGUAGGGUAAGUUAAGUUACCUACACCAGUGACUCCUAUUAGCAGAAAUAUUUGAGAAACAGAAUUUGAAGCCCACUGGUGGGGACCUUUAUCUUAGCAUAAUAGCAAUAGUUAGACUGUUCCCAUGGAAGAAUAUGACACAGAGAAGUUUCCCAACCUUUUUUGUGUGUGUGGGUCCAUAAUUCACUCCAAUUUUAUUUAAGUCAUUGCCUAAUGUUGAGUAUUUAGGUUUUGGUCUCCUGGCCUCCCUUCCCUCCCAGGUCCCUGGGUAUGGCUUGGUCCUGUCCUGCCCCCCUCUCAAUUGCAAACCCCAGAAGCUACGAGCGGCAAGGAAGGAUUCUCCUCUGCAGGUUUCAGAGAGAGCAUGGCCCUGUUCACACCUGGAUUUCAGAUUUCCAGAACUGUGAGACAAUAAGUUUCUGUUGUGUUGAGGCACCUAGUUUGUGGUACUUUGUACAGUAGCCUUAGAACACAAACAGACUUCCUGAAAUGCGUGGCACCGACCCAUCCACCAGAUGGGCACUUUGGAUACAUUACCAGGCAAAGGCAACCCACGCUCCCAUAUGCCUUUGGCAACUCCUAAAGGUUUAAAAUAUUGAAUGAAAUUCAGAUAAACUGUAACCUUGCAAAAAUGACUGCCCCCAUCUUUUUACUGAGAGUACUUUCUUCUCUGGGGGAUUACACCAACACACAUCUUAGCCCAAAGGAAGAUAAGGAAGUGACAUGGAGUGAGGAGAGAUCAGGGAAGUAAAGUCUAGGGAAAAAUCACCUCAGACAAGUUUAUUUUGAGUUAACAAGUUGAGUAUAAAUUGAAACUUAUGAUAGGAGACCUUAAGGUAUGAAAAAUUGCUAAAAAAGUAUUUAAGAAAAGAUGUUUUUGAAAAACCUAAACUUAUACUUGAGAAGAAAGAAUGAUUUUCAUACUUGAAGGGAUUUAUAACUUCACAAAGCAUUUCCAUGUUACCUUGUUGAACUUGGCUACAUUUAAAAUAAACUCUCCAGUUCUCUUGGAGUGAACUGGAGAAGUGAAAUAAAUCUGUAUAUAAUUUUUUGUUUUGGAGAAGUUAAACUACUUAUCUACCUAUUUGUUCAACAAUAGAUGAACUUGUUUUUAUAGGAGGUUUGGGGUACCGUUUUUUACUAUUCCAGACUUCUUUGUAAUUUGACAUAUUUUACAUUGUGAAUGUAUGUUUUCUAAUAAACAGGAUUAUUAUAUAUGUGCCUUAAGCCUUAAAAUUUUACUUAUUCAUACUUUAAAGAUAUAUUUAAGGGGCCCAGCUAUGUGCCAAUCACCAUGUCAUUGUUGGGGACAGAGCAGCAAACAAAAUAUGCAGAGCCCCUGCCCUCAAGGGACUUACAUUUUGGCAGGAAAGUCAGACAUUAGUCAAAUGGUUAUACAGUUGAUUAUGCUCGAGGGAAGAGUGAUGACACAGAAGUAUCGGGAGUUAUGAGGGCGCUCUGACCUAAAUGGGAAAGUUGAGGAAUGUUUCUCUAAGGAAGGAAUGAUUAACUAAGGCCCAGGUGGAUGAGAAUGGUUUAGAUUGAUGAAGAGUAGGACAAGUGCAUUUCAGGCAGAAGGCAUGGAGAAGCCCUGGAGGUGGGAAGAUCUUGGAGCUUUCCCAGAACUAAAAAUAGGUACAAGGUGGCUGCAGUAUAGUGAUUGAGAAAAAGAGUCCUGUUAGUUGAGGCUAUAGAGGGACAAUGGAAGGCCUUUAGGCCCUAAGCAUUAGGACUUCUCAAGUGGCAAGUUUUAGUAUUCUAACUUUAGGCAUGAUUGGAGCUAGGAGUCCAAAUAAUGUCAUCAGGACUCUGUCUUUUUCUUUUAGUUCAACAUACCUCUGUUUGACUUUAUUUUUAGGCAGCCUCCAUUUUGUGGCCAGUCUUGCCAACAGGACAAGCAAUCAAAUAAAGGGACUUAUUCUAGCCAAAAAUGAGACAAUUAAAGCAUUGAAAAUGAUAUCUGCAGCUGAUUUAAGCACAUCAAAUAUGUGAAAAUCUAUGAGUUCAUAAUGAUAUUAAAAGUAAAAAACUCAUUGGUCACCUUUGGAGGUUGCUAGGGCUUUAGCUCUUUAUUCUAAAAACCAGAAAAUAAAGACUUGGGUAUCUCUUCUGUCUUUCCUGAAUCUAAACUUUGGGUAAUAAAAUAUUGAUGAGGGAAAAUUAUUUUCUAUAGAAUAAUCCAAGCUAAUAAAUACAAAGGGAAUAAUAGAAUUAGAAAAACCUCCACCUAGCAUCCUUUAGUGAAAUAAUAGAUGAUAUGGGCAACAUUCAUCAAUGAAUGAUAAAACUACUAGGUGGAAGAUUAAUGAACUUUCUAAAGGAUGGAUGAAGCCGACAACGCCUGAACCCACUGAUCAUUCUUAACAUCAUUAAAAGUGGGUAAGCAUUACAUGCCUCCUGAUUUGAUGCAGCAGGAAGCACUCAGCACCAUCUCUGAGAGUGUUCCUGCCAAAGAAAAUUGUCAGAAUCUAAACAAGCUUGUAGAUAUAAACUGCCAGUUUACAGGGAAUACAAAAGAUACGACUAAAUGCCACCUCUAGGAAGUAAUCAUCUAAGCCCAGAAGGUGAUAUAUUCUAUAGACAAAUGGUUCAGUUUCUUAAAAUUAAAAAAAAAAAGGCAUGGAAAAAAUAAAAGUUGAGAGAUCAGAAGUCAUAGGUGAAAAGAAACUUCAGAGAUAUAUAAGUCAAAUGCAUUGUAGUGAUCUUAUUUUGGAUCUUAACUCAAAUGUAGAAAGGUAUUUUUGAGAUAACUGGAGAAAUUUGAAACUGGACUCACCAUUAGAUGAUAUUAAGGAAUUACUGUUAAUUCUGAGAUGGAAUUACUGUUAAUUCUGAGAUGUUUGUUAUUGGUUAUGCUUUCAUUUUUUAAAAUUUAUUUAAAAAAAUUAUUUACUUUUGGCUGCGUUGGGUUUUUGUUGCAGCGCACGGGCUUUCUGUAGUUGUGGGGAGUGGGGGCUACUUUUUGUUGCGCUUCCCGGGCUUCUUACUGCAGUGGCUUUUCUCUUGUGGAGCACGGGCUCUCAGCGCGUGGGCUUCAGUAAUUGUGGCACGCAGGCUCAGUAGUUGUGGCUCAAGGGCUCUGGAGCACAGGCUUAGUAGUUGUGGUACACAGGCUUAGGUGCUCCGUGGCAUGUGGGAUCUUCCCUCUUCCCGGAUCAGGGAUCAAACCCGUGUCCCCUGCAUUGGCAGGUGGAUUCUUAACCACUGUGGCACCAGGGAAGUCCCUGGUUAUGCUUUUAAAAGCUCCUUAUCUGUUAAAGAUACUAAAGAAUUUAUGAUAGAAAUUAUAUGAUAUCUGGGAUUUGCCUCAAAAUACUCCAGUGGGGGAAGGAUAUCAGUAGGCUAGAUGAAACAAGAUUGGUAAAACAUUUGUUGACGUUGGGUGGGAGACACAUGGAGGUUACUUAUCCUGUUAUAUCUGUACUUUUAAAUUUCCACAGUUAAAGUAAGGAAAUGACAUGAACAGCUUGGUGUUUUAGAAUGAGCUGGCUGCAGUGUGAAGUAUGAAUUCGAAUGGAUGUGGAGGACAUUUAUCACGCAUGUGGCCACUCUUCAUUUCCUGACGACUCUUCUACAUUUGGAGAAUUUCUCACAACUGAGCCUCUCCUCUUAGAUAGAAGCCAUGAUGCAUUCAUUCUCUCAUCUACCUUUGCAGCCAAGGCAUGUGCUUGUUUCUGGCUCUGCCAGUACAUGCCUCCAACGUGAGACUUCAUAAGGAGCAAGAGGAGGAAGUGAGCAACAUGAGCACAAUUGACUUUGAUGCGGGAGCAAGUUCAGUGGCUAAGUUUUGGAGAAAGCAGUAUCAGAGCUCCCAGAACCUAGUCUCCUAGUUUCAUCAGCAUGGCUGUGGGAUCUGUGCUGAGCAGGGGUGGUAAGGUGUCUUUUCUGGGGCAGCUCCUGCAUUGUAAUUCAGCCAUUGUUUCUAGCUGCAAAGCCUGAAUCUCUAUUCCUCCUAGAGGGUCUGUGAGCUGAUAUCCUUUAAUAUAUUCUCUGUGUAAACUAACUAGGUUAGAUUCUGAUGUUUGCAACUAAAAACCCUGAGUGAUACAGGAGGCAAGAGUAGCUGUUUGGAGACAAGCAGGAGGCUAUUGCAGUAGUUCAGAUGAUUGAUGCUGGUGACUUGAAUCAGGGAAUUGACAGUGGAAUUAGGAAUUAAAAGCAUAUAAAAUGUAUUUUAGAGGUAGAGUUGAGAGGAUUAACUGGUGAUUAGAUGAGGCAAAGGAUGGUGUUAAGAAUGAGUUCUAGGAUUCUGACAUGUACAGCUAGUGAUGCAGAUGUCACUUACUGGACUAAAUUCUGAGGAGAAACAGGAAAAGAGUGCAGUUGAACUAAUGUUCUCAUAGACAACAAAGGCACGUCAGAUAGACAUGCCCAUGAGACAUAUAAAGAUGGAACGUAUUAUAAAUUGAGCUGAAAGAAAUUAUGAAGUAAUGGAAAGUUAAAAUGACAAAUUGUAAUUUGAAAAACUGAGAAAUGGGAAAAUUUCCCAAUGAACUAGAGAAAUAAGAGGAAGAUAUGAAAAUAUUGCUGGCAGAGCUCAGGAAAUAAGAAAUAAUUUCAGACAUGAAGAACAAACUGGAACACAAGAGUAAAUAAGAUGCCUUAGAUAACUCAUAAGGGAAAUUAAAGAUGGACGAAAAUUAAAAUAAAGAUAAAAAUGAUUUGGAGAAAGUGAUGGAUAUAAAAAUUAGGCACAGAUGAUUUAACAUACUUAUAGUAGAAGUCCUUGAAGAAGAAAACCAAAAGCAAUGCAACAGAACAAAUUCUAAAACUUUUAAUUCAAGAAAAAUCUGCUGAAAGAAAAUUUAAAUAGGCAUAUGAAAGGAAACUCAAUGUGAAAGAAAAGAGGAAAGGAAAAUAAAAGCAAACAAGUAUGGUGAGUAGGAAACAGAAUCAGUUGGGAAAUAAAGGCAACAGAACUGUAAUGACAAACAGUGAAAAUAAAUCAGAAAUGAUAAUAAAUGUAAAUAUAGUAGACUACAGAGCUUAUUAUAUUGGACUGAAAAAAUUCAGCUAUGUAGUAUGUAUAGGAGAAAUACCUGCAACAUAAAUACACAUUAAGACUGAGAUGAAAAAAAAAAAUACACCUAAAUUCUGUCAAAGCAAAAUGUAUUUGUCUUUAGCUUUCAAAAUUAAGCUAAGAAUUCCUUUAAUUCUACUUUUAAGAGGAAAUUCUUAUUUCUAAUCAUAUUUUUAUCCCUGAGAAGGGUUUACAUAAUUUUCCUCCCCAAAGUUGGAUCACCUAUGUAUUAAAAUGUUAAUUCUAAUAGAUAUUGCCAAAUUGCUUUAUCAUUUACACUCUAAUCAACAAUACCUGAGAAUGCCCUGCUUAUUGUAGCACUAUUAUUAUUUUUCACCAAUCUCUUUGAUAAAGGGAAAUGAUUUUUGUUUCAAUCUUGUAUUUCUCCAACAAUAGAUGUGGUUAAGUAUAUUUUCUUUUGAUUCAUUAUAUGAAUUUUCUCCUUUGUGAAUUAUCUGUUCAUAUCUUUUGUCCAUUUUUCUAUUGGGUUGUCUUUUUCUUAUUAACUGUGCAAUUUAUGUUACACAUUAUUAUUUUUCUUCUCAUUGCCUUAUGCAACAACCUCCAAAACAAUGUUGAGUAAUUGUGACAUUAGGUAUUCCUGACUACUUAAUGGUAUUGGCUCCAAUAUUUGUCUGAUUAUAAAAACCAGCAGGAAACAGUAAUAGUCUUUAUCAUAUUUAAGUAGUUUCAUUCUACCUCUUUUACCUUGAGUAUUUCAUUAAGAAUGGCUGUCCCACUAUCAAAUAUUUUUUCCUCAUGUUAAUUAAUUGUAUUGUUGAGUUCUUCAGUGUUAAAAUUAAAAUUAAAAUAUCAUUAACAUAUACAGAUAUUUUCAGAUAAACGUAGAGAAACAAUGUACUUACCAUUUGAAAAAUUAAUUUAAAAAAUUUAAUUGGCUCUUCUUAAACAGGCAAAAAAUCAAAAACGAGUUUACUA